AUGAAUUAUUCUACAGAAAAUGUUUCCUCUGCUGCCUUGAGAAAGAGAAAAACCUUAAAGAAAUCCAUCAACUUUUCCAUCAUGAUAAUCGGCGAAAGUGGGUCAGGUAGAUCAACAUUAAUAAACACAUUAUGUGGUGGUAACUCCAUAGUCCCUACCUCCCUGACUGCUACGCAAGACCCAUUUACCAAAAAAUUGACAUUAAGACAUGAAAACGUCGAGUUGGAAGAUAACGAGGGCCACAAGAUAUCUCUUAAUAUCAUCGACACGCCUAAUUUCGCCAACCUGAUCAACUGUGACGACGACUUUAAGAUCAUUGUUGACUUUAUAAGACACCAGUUUGAUGAGGUAUUAUUGGAAGAAAGCAGAGUCAAGAGAAACCCCAGAUUCAAAGACGGCAGAAUCCAUGUUUUGAUCUAUAUGAUUAACCCCACUGGGCACGGGUUAUCGGAUAUCGACGUCAAGUUUUUGCAGCACGUCAACAAUUUAGUCAACAUUAUCCCUAUCAUAUCCAAAGCCGACUCGUUAACGCCUAAGGAGUUGAAAUUGAAUAAGGAAUUGAUCUUGGAAGACUUGAACAACUACGGAAUCAACUUUUACAAAUUCAACGAGUACGACUAUGAGCAGGACUAUAUCGAUGAAGAAAUUAUCGAAUACAACAAGUACUUGAACUCGUUGAUUCCAUUCGCCAUUAUUGGCGCUAACGAAUACAGAUCCAACCCCAACGGCAGCGAGGACGAGGACGAUGUUUUGAAAUUGAGAAUAUUAAACAAAGAGUUCAAGCCAAUCGAUAUCGACAAUGCCGAGAUUAACGACUUCACCAUUUUGAAAAACGUCUUGUUGGUGACCCACUUGAACGAAUUUAAAGAUAUCACCCACGACUCGAUCUACGAAAACUACAGAACCGAAGCCUUGCUGGGCAAGCAGUUCCAGUACGUCAACAAGGAUAGCGCCAAACAAGAAAUCAGCGAAUCAGACUACCUCAUGAAGGAAGAACAAAUCAAGUUGGAGGAAGAGAGAUUAAGAAAGUUUGAGGAACGUGUCCACCAAGACUUGAUAAACAAGAGAAAAGAAUUGUUGGAAAGAGAAAACGAAUUAAAGGAAAUCGAAAAGAGAUUGUUGGCCGAAGGCUUGAAGUUUGAUGAAAACGGUGACGUAGUUAAAGUACACGAAGAGGAGUCUUCAGAAACUGAAGUAAAAGUAAUCUAA
This is a messenger RNA of Candida dubliniensis CD36, 1209 nucleotides long. RefSeq names its product septin (gene CDC11). Gene Ontology annotation, cellular component: cell division site; microtubule cytoskeleton; septin complex. The record is from RefSeq and is a predicted model, not a curated record. NCBI's taxonomy places the organism in Eukaryota, Fungi, Ascomycota, Pichiomycetes, Serinales, Debaryomycetaceae. The transcript has a single exon. Bases 1 to 1209 code for a protein of 402 amino acids. Gene Ontology annotation, molecular function: GTPase activity; GTP binding; molecular adaptor activity. Gene Ontology annotation, biological process: cytoskeleton-dependent cytokinesis; division septum assembly; actomyosin contractile ring assembly.